Molecule: messenger RNA, 276 nt
Organism: Dentiscutata heterogama
Lineage: Eukaryota; Fungi; Glomeromycota; Glomeromycetes; Diversisporales; Gigasporaceae
Source: the annotation of a GenBank genome assembly
AAAAACAAUAUGAAUAAUUGUAAUUUUGUACUUGCGAAAGAAUCAAUUUUUGAAGGAAAAGCCCGAUUAUUACGAAAGCCGAAUAAGCGAGUACAUUCUUGGGUUAAUGAAAAAAGAGAAUAUCAAAGAAGGAAAAAGAAAGUUCACGGGCGUUUCAUGCAGUGCAUAGCAUGUCGUUCACUCAAAUGGCGCCUGGAAUGUUUUUGCAUACAGGCGCCAAUUGUGUAUUCGUACCUUUGUCAAAAAGAAAAGCAUGGCGCACUUAGGAAUGAGUAA